This is a messenger RNA of Penicillium verrucosum, 276 nucleotides long. RefSeq lists its product as uncharacterized. The coding region runs from base 1 to 276 and encodes 91 amino acids. The transcript has a single exon. The record is from RefSeq and is a predicted model, not a curated record. NCBI's taxonomy places the organism in Eukaryota, Fungi, Ascomycota, Eurotiomycetes, Eurotiales, Aspergillaceae.
AUGUUUGCUACACAAUCGCUUGUACUCAACCGCAAGACGGUGGGUAAAGUGACCGAAGACGACUUGAUCGUAACCCCUAGUGAUUACUGGGACGGAACGUUGAAGGCAAAUGUUGAGGACAUUUUACAAAUGAAAAAGAAGCGUAGCCAACGUAUUCGCUCUGAAGGCACAGCUGUUACCGUGUCGGUCAACGACAAGUCCUUGAAAGAUUUUGAGAAAUUCUAUAUUUCUACUGACAUCGAUUGGAAGCCAGUGGAGAAACAACUACGUAAAUAG